AUGGGAAUUCGGACGGACACGUCCUCCGGCGAAGGGACUGUUUUCAGCGAGGAUGUUCUUAAGAUUGAAAUAUGCGGCCCUAAUGAGGAUUACUUGACAGUCAUUGAUGUUCCGGGUCUUUUCCGCACCCCGACGGAGGGAAUUACAACUAGAGAGGAUGUCCAGCUUGUUCGAAACAUGGUGCAGAAGUAUAUCAAAAACGACCGUACCAUCAUCCUCGCAGUCCUCCCCAGCAACGUCGAUAUUGCUACCCAGGAAAUCCUUACGCUUGCAGAAGAUUAUGACAAGGCUGGAGAGCGAACCCUGGGCGUACUGACGAAGCCGGAUUUAGUAAAGGAACACAAUGCACAGGUCGGCAUUUGCAACAUUGUUUCGGGAAAGAAGAGGCCACUCACCCUUGGAUACUACGUCGUUCGAAGCCGCGGAGCGGACGACGACGACGACUUUAACCAUGCAGAUGGUGAAAAAAUGUUUCUGAAGACGCCUUGGAACCAACUGCCAAAGAAUCGUCUAGGUGUACCGGCUUUGAAGGCACGACUGAGCGAACUCUUGAGUCAAAUUACGCAAAAGGGCUUCCCGGAACUACGAAAAGAAGUCAAUAAGCAGUUAGCUGAUUGCCGCACAGAACUGGAAGGACUUGGCCCAUCGCGUCAAACUGAGAGGGACCAACGAUUGUUUCUUAGUUCUCUGGCCCGGAGCUUUCAAGAUACCGUUCACGCGGCCAUGAAUGCCUAUUAUUCGAGUCAGGCUAUUUUUGAGCAGAGAGAAGAACUCAGACUUAUCACGUACGUGGUAAAUCUCACGGAGAUCUUCGGCGACGAUAUUGCGCGGAAGGGUCACGUCCGCUCAUUUGAAGGUCACUCUAGACUCAGCGAUGAUGACGAGGAGUCUUCCGAAAGCGAGGAAUCCGAUUCCCGGGCCGAAGCUCAUGCGAUAGAAGGGCCAGAUUUUCUUCAAGAUAUUGAUCUCGACGAAUUCGACGUCCUCGACAGUAUCAUAAUUAAGGAUUGUGAUGUCGAUGAUCCCAUGCCCGGCAUUAUGGACUGGACUGAAGAUAUCUACCUCCGAACUCGUGCAAUUGAGUUAGGCACUUUCAGUGGGAUUAUCCUCUCAAGCGCCUUCAAAGAGCAGUCUGGUAAUUGGGAAUUGCUGACGAAGUCAUACAUCAGCCAUGUUGUCGUGGUCAUUCACCGUUUCAUGGUCCUUACUCUCAACGCACUUUGUACCGACGCACAGCUUCGCGAAGAGCUAUGGAAUUGUAUCAUUGAUGAAGUCCUCGAGAGAUACAAGGCAGCGAUGGAUCAAGCGAUGUUCCUCGUGUCCCUGGAGAGAAACCGAAGGCCAUACACGGUAAACCAUUACUUCAAUGACAACCUUCAGAUCGCCCGUGGCAACCGAAAGGCGGACAUGUUGAAGCCAAAGUCUCGAAGAGAGAUCACGCAGGGAUAUAACCGCCAGGCCAUCACCUCGGAGAAUCUCAUUGUUAAUCUCAGCGAUGUCAGAGCUACAACUAGAAGCAAGGGCAAUCUGGAAUAUAUCAAAGAAGAGAUACACGACAUCCUAUGGUCAUAUUACAAGGUAGCGCGGAAACGUUUCGUCGACAAUGUUUACCAGCAAGCUGUGGAUCACUGUUUAUUGACCGGACCGAAGAGCCCUCUGGCUGUUUUCACGCAGGAGUGGGUGAUCUCAUUGGACUCUGAGAAAUUGGCGAGAAUCACACAAGAGCUGUCGGUUACUAGAGCACGGAGGGAAGUAUUGACAAGGAAGCGUCAGGAUUUAGAGACUGCGGUGCGGAUUUUGAGAAACUGA
Molecule: messenger RNA, 1809 nt
Organism: Exophiala spinifera
Lineage: Eukaryota; Fungi; Ascomycota; Eurotiomycetes; Chaetothyriales; Herpotrichiellaceae
Exons: 1
Coding region: 1-1809 (602 amino acids)
Cellular component (GO): microtubule; cytoplasm; membrane
Molecular function (GO): GTP binding; GTPase activity; microtubule binding
Source: RefSeq, a predicted model, not a curated record